AAAAAAAAAAAAAAGAUAUCGGCUGUCAAUUGACUCAAACCUUCUUUCUUCUUCAUAACCCAUCCUUCUUUUUAAUACAUAAGCUCCAGCAUGUUGGUACUUCCUGGCACUUCUGCUCUUUCCAGCUUCAAGAGCUCAAGUGUUUUGAAAGAUAUUCAAAAGACCGUUCCUUCUGCUAUUUCUGUCUCAGCUAUUCAUAUUCAUUUUGUUCAACCUCGCAGUGGCCAAGAAGAUACCUUGAAUGAAUCCUUGGAACCCGGAAAGAUCCUUCGUAACUUACUCACCUACGGCUAUUAUCCUAUUGAUGAUCAAGAAUAUGAAUCUAUUGUAUCUUUUUUGAAUACCAAUCAACAGCAACCUUCAUCAACUACUCUUUUGGUUGCUCCUCGUGCUGGUACCAUUUCCCCUUGGUCCUCCAAGGCGACCAACAUUGCUCACCUCUGCAAUUUAUAUGAUCAUGUCGAACGCAUUGAGCGUGGUGUUGCUUAUCGUAUUGUUAAAAGUGAUGGUUCCCAGCUUUCUGCCGAAGAGAUCGACACAGUCUCGAAUUUGAUCCACGAUCGUAUGACACAGUAUAUUUCAUUAGCUCUUCCAGAUGCUGAAUCCAUCUUUCAACAUGGCACACCUGCUCCAUUGACUGUUGUUGAUUUGCUUAAUGAAAAUGGCAAUAAUCCUGAAGCUACCCGUGAAAAGCUCGUUCAUGCCAAUACCACCUUAGGUUUAGCUCUUGCUAAUGAUGAGAUUGAUUAUUUGAUUGAUGCAUUUGUCGGAAAGGACGGAAAAUCUGGCCUUCAACGUAAUCCUACCGAUGUUGAAUUAUUCAUGUUUGCUCAAGUUAAUUCUGAACACUGUCGUCACAAGAUCUUUGGCGCUGACUGGACAAUUGAUGGAGAACUCAAGCCUCAUUCACUCUUUGGCAUGAUCAAGAAUACACACAAGAAGAACCCUAAUGCUACAUUAUCCGCUUAUUCAGAUAAUGCUGCUGUCCUCAAGGGAUUUAAGGCUACUCGAUUUGCACCUAAUCCCGUGUCAAACAACACAUAUGAACAUUUUGAAGAAGAUGUUCAUUAUCUUGCUAAGGUUGAGACUCACAACCAUCCUACUGCUGUAUCACCUUUCCCUGGUGCAUCUACUGGUUCCGGUGGUGAAAUUCGUGACGAAGGUGCUACCGGUCAAGGCUCCAAGCCUAAGGCCGGUCUUGUCGGCUUCACUACUUCCAAUUUGCUUAUUCCAGAUAACAUUCAGCCAUGGGAAACAGAUUUUGGUAAACCAGGCCACGUUGCCUCUGCUUUCGAUAUUAUGAAGGAAGCUCCUCUCGGAGGCGCUGCUUUCAAUAACGAGUUUGGUCGUCCUGCUUUAACUGGUUAUUUCCGUACCUUUGCUGAAGAAGCUCCGGUGACCGAAUCUACAUCGGAAGUUCGUGGUUACCAUAAGCCUAUCAUGAUCGCUGGUGGCGUUGGUACCAUUCGUCCCAUGCAUGUCUUGAAGAAACCUAUUACUCCUGAUGCUCGCCUUGUUGUCUUGGGUGGUCCCGGUAUGUUGAUCGGUUUGGGUGGAGGCGCCGCAUCCUCUAUGGCUUCUGGUCAAUCUAGCGCCGAUCUGGACUUUGCUUCAGUUCAACGUGAUAACCCAGAAAUGGAACGUCGCGCUCAACAGGUGAUUGAUGCUUGUAAUGCAUUAGGUGACGAUACACCCAUUCAGUCUAUUCACGAUGUGGGUGCAGGUGGUCUUUCUAAUGCUUUGCCUGAAAUUGUGCAUGAUAGUGAUCUCGGUGCCGAUAUCGAUUUACGCAAGAUUCCUUGUGACGAUGCUUCCAUGUCUCCUAUGGCCAUCUGGUGUAACGAAUCUCAAGAACGUUAUGUGCUUGCUAUCUCUCCAGAUAAGCUUGCUCAAUUUGAAGCAUUUUGUGCUCGUGAGCGUUGUCCUUAUGCCGUCGUAGGCACUGCUACUGCUGAGAAGCGCUUGGUCGUCCGCGAUCCUCUCUUGAACAACGUUCCUAUUGACUUACCUAUGCCUGUUCUCUUUGGCAAGCCCCCCAAGAUGUCUCGCAAGACUGUCUCCGAAAAGCCUUUCAGAAGACCCUUUGAUACAACUCUCCAAACCUACCUUCCUGGUAAUCACAACGUGCUUGCUGAAGCUGCUUCCCGUGUUCUUCACUUACCUUCUGUUGCCUCCAAGUCAUUCUUGGUAACUAUUGGCGAUCGUUCCAUCACUGCCCUUGUUGCUCGUGAUCAAUUUGUUGGACCAUGGCAAGUUCCCGUUGCUGAUGUCGCCGUGACAACUUCUUCUUUAGGCUUGGACAUUAUUACUGGUGAAGCCAUGGCUAUGGGUGAGCGUACCCCCAUCGCUCUUAUUUCGCAAGCUGCCUCUGCUCGUAUGGCUGUUGGUGAAGCACUUACCAAUUUGGCUGCUGCUCAUAUCACCGAUAUUAGAGACGUCAUCAUGUCUGCCAACUGGAUGUGUGCCGCCGAUCAUCAAGGUGAAGGUGCCGGUCUUUAUGAAGCUGUUCAAGCCGUUGGUUUAGACCUCUGUCCUAAGCUUGGUAUUGCCAUUCCUGUUGGAAAGGACUCCAUGUCGAUGAAGAUGAAGUGGCAAGAAGACGACCAGAAGAAAGAGGUAACUGCUCCCCUGUCACUCAUCAUUACUGCAUUUGGUACUGUUGCCAACAACCACAACACUUUCACUCCUCAACUCAUCUCCAAGCCCAACACCGAACUUGUGUAUAUUGACUUGGCUAAUGGCAAACAACGUUUGGGUGGUUCUGCUUUGGCUCAAGUAUUCAAGGAAAUUGGAUCUGAGGCACCUGAUGUAGAAGAUGCCGAAUUGUUAAAGAGCUUCUUCAACGCCAUGCAGCGCGCAAAGGAAGUCAAGGUACCCCUUGUUUUGGCCUACCAUGACCGUUCUGAUGGUGGUCUGUUUGCCACUGUUUUGGAAAUGUGUUUUGCUGGCCACGUGGGCGCUCAAGUCGAAUUGGAUACCAUCAUUCAUGAAGACGAUGUUGUUUCUGCGCUUUAUAAUGAAGAGUUAGGCGCCGUUGUUCAGAUCGAAUCUGCUCGUUAUGAAGAAUUUGAGAACCUCAUGAAGGAAGCUGGUUUGCCCGCAAAAGCUCUGCACAGAAUUGGUGAGGCAACUCCUCACGAUGAAAAGGACAUGAUCACAUUCAAGUUUAAGGGUGAAGUUGUCUACAGUGCCUCACGUAUCGAUCUUUACCGUGCAUGGUCCAAGACAUCUUAUUUGAUGCAAGCUGCUCGUGAUAACGCCGACUGUGCCAAGCAAGAAUAUGAUGCUGUUCUUGAUCCUAAUGAUCCUGGUCUUCAGUAUCAAUUAACCUUUGACCCUGCUGAGCAUUUCAGUAUGUCUACCGAUGGUCGUCGCCCCAAGGUUGCUGUUCUUCGUGAUCAAGGCGUCAAUGGUCAAAUCGAAAUGGCCUUUGCUUUCCAUUUAGCUGGUUUUGAAUCUGUUGAUGUGCAUAUGACCGAUGUCAUUUCUGGCAAGGUAUCUCUUAAAGACUUUGUUGGUAUUGCCGCCUGUGGUGGCUUCUCAUAUGGUGAUGUCUUGGGUGCUGGUUCUGGUUGGGCUCGUACCAUCCUGCUACAUGCCCAUGCUCGUGCUGAAUUUGAAGCCUUCUUUGCUCGUGACAACACUUUUGCCCUGGGUGUCUGUAACGGUUGUCAGUUCCUGAGUCAAUUGUCUGAACUUAUACCUGGCACCGAAAACUGGCCACGCUUUGCUCGUAAUGAAUCUGAGCAGUUUGAGGGCCGUACUACCCUUGUCAAGAUUGAAAACACCAAGUCCAUAUUCUUCAAUGGCAUGGAAGGAUCCAUUUUCCCUAUUGCUGUGGCACAUGGUGAAGGAAAGGCUACGUUCAAAUCAGAUCAAGAAUUCAAUCAGUUCCAAUCUCAAGGUCUUGGUCUUGUCACUUAUGUGGAUCAUUAUGGCAAGGCAACACAACAGUAUCCAUUCAAUCCUAACGGCUCACGAGGCGCUGUUGCUGCUAUCGGUACACCUAAUGGUCGUGUCUUGGCUAUGAUGCCUCAUCCUGAAAGAGUAGUCUUGAAGGAAAGUAAUUCUUGGUACCCUGCUGAUCAAAAUUGGGGACAAGUGGGUCCUUGGUUAAAGAUGUUCCGCAAUGCUCGUGCUUGGGUUGGCGACAAUUAUUAACUUGUUUAAACCAUUUUUUUUAAUUAUUUAUUUACACAUAAUGAACGUUUAUUAUAAAAUCAGUAAAGAAUAAACAAUAUAGCUACACACAAUUCGGUUUCGU
Rhizopus microsporus ATCC 52813 is the source of this 4264-nucleotide messenger RNA. RefSeq names its product phosphoribosylformylglycinamidine synthase. The transcript has 2 exons. NCBI's taxonomy places the organism in Eukaryota, Fungi, Mucoromycota, Mucoromycetes, Mucorales, Rhizopodaceae. The coding region runs from base 91 to 4161 and encodes 1356 amino acids. Gene Ontology annotation, biological process: 'de novo' IMP biosynthetic process. The record is from RefSeq and is a predicted model, not a curated record. Gene Ontology annotation, molecular function: phosphoribosylformylglycinamidine synthase activity.